Messenger RNA from Strigops habroptila (Kakapo), 6231 nucleotides. It is a transcript of the gene ATF7, whose product is annotated as activating transcription factor 7. The transcript has 12 exons. The record is from RefSeq and is a predicted model, not a curated record. NCBI's taxonomy places the organism in Eukaryota, Metazoa, Chordata, Aves, Psittaciformes, Psittacidae. Bases 251 to 1693 code for a protein of 480 amino acids. Gene Ontology annotation, biological process: regulation of transcription by RNA polymerase II. Gene Ontology annotation, molecular function: cAMP response element binding; DNA-binding transcription factor activity, RNA polymerase II-specific.
CAUUUAUCUCUAUGCUAGCACUAGGAAGAGACGAUGUCCCAACAAAUCAAGGAGGAGAUUAACUUCAGGAAGAAGCUGUCAUAGCUCUGUUAGCGCUGACACGCUGGAUUAGCAGUGCUGCACAACUGGUCAAGUGUGGCCUUUGGCUGGGCUCUGCUUGUGCCUCUUCACAACCAUCCCCUUGUGAUGCUGCAGUUGCUUUGGUGAGGAGUUAAAGCUGCGGUUGAAGCUUGACCCAGCUGCAUGAAAUAUGGGUGACGACAGGCCGUUUGUGUGCAAUGCCCCCGGCUGCGGACAGAGGUUUACAAACGAAGACCACCUGGCUGUUCAUAAACACAAGCAUGAGAUGACAUUGAAAUUCGGCCCCGCUCGAACCGACUCAGUCAUCAUCGCAGAUCAGACUCCGACCCCGACUCGGUUCUUGAAGAACUGUGAAGAAGUGGGACUCUUCAAUGAACUGGCCAGCUCCUUUGAGCACGAGUUCAAAAAAGCUGCAGAGGAUGAUGAGAAAAAGAGUGCUGGAGCCCUGGAUAUGUCUCUGCCCUCCACUCCGGACAUCAAGAUAAAGGAGGAAGAGCCAGUAGAGGUGGAUUCAUCCCCACCAGACAGCCCUGCCUCUAACCCACAGUCACCACAGAACAAGGAGAAGGAGAUCACCUCCAAGCCUGUCAUCAUUUCUACACCUACUCCAACCAUCGUGCGGCCCGGCUCGCUGCCGCUACACUUGGGUUACGACCCGCUCCAUCCUACGCUGCCUUCCCCAACCUCUGUCAUCACCCAGGCUCCCCCUUCCAACAGGCAGCUCGGGUCUCCCACAGGUUCCCUUCCCCUUGUCGUGCAGCUCGCGAAUGGACAGACCAUGCCCGUGCUCCCAGGCCCUCCCGUGCAGAUGCCUUCUGUUAUAUCGCUGGCUCGGCCAAUGUCCAUGGUGCCGAACAUUCCCGGGAUUCCUGGGCCGCCCAUCAACAGCAGCGGGUCCAUUUCCCCAUCAGGACUUCCAGUGCACUCUGAAGCCAAAAUGAGGCUGAAGGCCAGCUUGACGGCAUCUUCCUCACUGAACGGCAGCAACCUGGUGGUGGGCUCAGCCAGCACGAUGGUGACCGCACGUCCGGAGCAGAGUCAGAUCCUUGUCCAGCACCCUGAUGCACCUUCCCCAGCUCAACCACAGGUCUCCCCAGCCCAGCCCACCCCCAGCACCGGCGGGCGGCGGAGGCGCACGGUGGAUGAGGACCCGGAUGAGCGCCGGCAGCGGUUCCUGGAGCGGAACCGGGCAGCAGCGUCCCGCUGCCGUCAGAAGCGCAAGCUCUGGGUGUCCUCCUUGGAGAAGAAAGCUGAGGAGCUCACGACCCAGAACAUCCAGCUGAGCAAUGAAGUUACGCUACUGAGGAACGAAGUUGCUCAACUCAAACAGCUCCUGCUGGCUCACAAGGACUGCCCCGUCACUGCACUACAGAAGAAGACACAGGGCUAUCUCGAAAGCCCAAAGGAGAGCUCAGAGCCCACGGGCUCCCCUGCUCCCGUUAUCCAGCACAGCUCCGUGACGGCCUCUCCCAACGGGCUCAGCGUGCGCUCGGCAGCAGAAGCAGUUGCCACCUCGGUGCUCACGCAGAUGGCAAGUCAAAGGACAGAACUGAGCAUGCCGGUACCGUCACACGUCAUCAUGGCUCCACAGUCCCAGUCUGCUGGCAGAUGAUGUCCCAGCCUGGGCGUGUGACACGGAGCUCCCCACCAACUCACAGCCGCAGAGACUGAGCGUACCCAUGGCCCUGACGAGUUGGGGAAUGAUGAGGAUUUGUAUUUCUUUUCUUCUUUGAGUCUUUUCAAGUGAGUUUAAGGGCAGCCGUGGCGCUUCUCACACUGCAUAGCCUGUACAGACCCUGCCCGGCCACCGCCUGUCCCCACGGGACAGCCACACCUCUUGGGGUUGACAGUCUGUCAACUCGCAGAGUGACCCGAACACGCAGAGCUCACUUGGAAAAGCACCUUGAAAGGUUCGCUUUCAGGUAUCAGUUACAUUAACACUAAACCUCCAUGCUCAGUGCAUCCUCUUGGCGCUUUCACUCUUCCAAGUCCCCCCCUUUCUCCCUCCUCCUUCGCUCCCGGCAAAGGAAAAACAGCUCUUGGGAGGCUGUGACAUUUAGUCGUGCUGUCAAUGUAUUUUAUUUUUAACAGCAUGCUGCUUCCAGGCAUCUGCUCCCCCCUCUGCUCUCGCUACCUGAAACAUUGCACCUUCGCACAAGAAGCCUCCCUGAGCUCUGAGGUUAAAGGGAUCGAGGUUUGUUUCCUCGCACACUCACUCCCAAGAUGCCAGCAACAGGUUUUUGGACACGUUGGGAAUGGAAUUGCCAUAAAUCAGUUUGUGCCCAGUGACUGGGAGAGGGGGACACGGGGCUGGGGGGUGACACACGUGUUCCUGGUCGCUUGUGCCACACCGGGAGCUGCAGACGUUCAUGGAUGCUCUCAUACUGGGAUGCUGUGGUUGCUGGAGUAAAGGUACCGGCUGGUUUAGCAGCAGAGGGGCUGCUCUCAGUCUUCCCUACAGGAAUUGGUGCUGCUCUGUGCCCGCUGGGACCGGUGCAAAGGUGCUCUGGGAGGUACAUGCAAGGAUGAGCCGUCCCAGCAGGCAGGAAUAACCCGAGUCCCAGAAUUCAUCGUCUGCUCCCAACUCCACUGCAAAGAAAUCCCUCCAUUUCCAAGGAUCAUCUCCUCCACAUGUAAACUCCAUGACCUUAACAAUGGUGGCCUUAACUCAUGAAUUAGUUGCCUGUUCCAAGGGAGGGAGCACGAUGUAGUGUUUCUGUUUGCCUGGGCUUUUACCUCUUCUUCACGAUUCUCUUCCGCUCUCGGUGAUGGAGCAUCCAUUGCUUCCCAGCCAGAGCGAAGGAAGAGCAGAGCUUCCAGUUUCAUGGCGUGGGUUAAAAACCCACCCUGGAUGUUGAAAGAUGCUUGGAAUCGGGUCGGUUUUCUUGUGUGUGUGUGUGUCUGUGUGCGCUUCCCGAGGCGGCAAGCGACUGGAAUCAGGAGUUUGGAAACGGGAAGGGGUGCUCCGUGCGCCCGGGCUCGUGGAAGGAACCUCACCAAAGUCUGUGGAGCUGCAUCAGCCCUUGGUCUUCCUCUCCUCCUCGGGAGGUCCCUCCUCACCUGAGCUCUCGCCCACCUCAGGUUGCACUCGCCACUUUUGAGCCAAGUUGGUGUGUCAAAGUGAUUGCGUUUGGCUUCUCCACACUUGGAAGGUUCCCAGGGACAGCAAAACCCAAAGCAUAGUCUGAGCAAGAAACCAGAUCCCGUUGUGGAUGGGGGCAGCUCAGCCGUUGGUGUUUCUAAUCGAUGGGAUCUGUCUUCCUACCCCUUCUUCCCUCUUCUUCAGGUCCGGGUUUGGUUGGUUGAUGCUGCUCUCGUGCUCCUGGGGCUUCUCUUGCUUCCAAAGUUGUCUCACGCGGAAUCGGGGUCACUUCUGGCCUUGGCAGUUCUCAUUCCCGGUUUGGAUACUUCACAGACUCCCCCCCAGACCCACCUUUUGCUUCUGGAAAGCUGCUUCUGCAGAGUCUGUACCCAGAUAUUUCAGCUCUUCCUAUCCCAACGUUGUUGUGUUGCUGCAGCGAGGGGUUCGGCAUGUCUUAGCACCGUGAGACCUGGACAGAAAGAGGUUUCAGCCAGACCAGGGAUCAGGAGCUGUUUGGGAUGGGCAAGAUCUAGAGCCAGAGGGUUAUGCAGGACAUAGAAGAUCCAGCCUGGCUUUGCCUCCUCUCUUGGAGCUGCUGCAGGGUGUGGGUUGUGGAGCUGGGACAGGGAACAGCAGAAACCCUGUCUAUAACCCACUUCGGUCUUGAGAUCUGCCCAAUUUGCUUCGGGGGGGGGCCUUUGGAACAAGCGUGUGUCUCUCUUUAUUUCCCUGGGAAUAGCAGGAAUGACAAAAAUGUGUUCUAAACAUAUUUGCUUCCUUGAAUCCGUGUUCUUGGUGUGUAGUGCUCCGUGUGGAGCUGGGGCAGCGGCUGUGUCCGACAGCAGCUCACCAGCUCCUCCUAGGCUCCAUAAGCGUUCGGCUUUGCAGGAAAACCCCCUCUGUCCAGGGAAAACGUUGGUUGAAAGAAGGGAAUAAGCAGGAAUUGAGCUUUGGGCUCAUCCUGCCGCUGGUGCCUUGUUUGCUUCGUGGUGUUGGGGUCAGCUGGAUGAGGCAGAGGCGAGGGGAUGGUGGGGUUAGAAGGAGGGAACAUUGGAGAGGCAGCAGAUGGGGAGAGGGCCACACACGGCGGCGUUGGCAUCGAAUGCAGCAGCUUCCCCGACACUUAAUGUUGUCUUUAGGGACUAAAAGUGACCCGAUUUUCUGUGGUUGGAGAGCAGAGAUCUCAGACAUUGCUCAUGAUGAGUGGAGACACACAGAGAGUGGCUCUUCCCCCCAUCUCCCUGUCCCUCUAUGCUCCUGAUGCCAUCAGUGCUGCCCUGUCCCUCUGUGCUCCCAUGCUUAGUGCCUUGGAAAACCCCCAAAUCUAUGAGAACACCAUUGUAAAGCUCCAAACCUGGGCAGAGAACGAGUGUCUGAUCAAAUCUUAAUGGUUUCUUUCAUUUAAUCGACAGGGUUCCAGCUUUCUGUGUCCUUUUUGGGGGUGUUUUACCCCCAAAGCAUCCCAUACCUGAACCACUGCUGUGGAAGCAGGUCUCUGAGCAGGUUUUGGGUCUUGCCAACAGCAUCCCUGCAGUGAGGAAGGCAAACCAAAACCCCAGCAUGAGCCUUUGCUAAUGCAUCUCCCCCCCAGCCAGCAACUGGGGAACCCUCUGGUCCCAUCCCAGUGGGACGAAUGGACUUCCCAAGCCAUAAAUGUCACUUUGGAGCUCAUGGGGUGAGGUUCAUCCUUCUUGUGGUCACAGAAGCUGAUGCUGAGCCGGUCCCAAGCCUCAGGAGCUGAAUGUCACUGGUGGCUGUCACUUUGCCAGCGGGAUGGACAUGUUUCGGUGACUCUUUCCAGGCUCUCCAGUGUGUUCUCCUCUCCUGGAUCACUCCUGUGCUGAUCCCAGGGAGCCGAUGGGCUCCAAGCGCUUCCAACGACUCCAAAGAGCCAAGUGGCUGCUGGGUUCUUGCCCUGCAUCAUCCCCUCCUUCCUCAUCAUGUCUCUGUGAGGUUUCUUCUCCAGGUUGUAGCUGUAGAGGGCAAGUUUUGGCUUUGGUGGUGUUUCGGGGGUGGGUUUGGGUGUAAGGUGGCCUUUCCAGCCAGUUUGGUGAUGCAGGUUCCCCCUGGACCCAUGGAGACGGGUGAGGGUGAAGGUGGCGUUUUCCUCUCUUCUUCCCUGUGCUGGUUCAGCUCUUGCUUGAAGACUUUCAGGGCAAAAGCCCCACUGAUCGCUUGUUGUCUGCUUCAGGGUGAUUCCUCCUGCUCCCCACAGGCUCCUGAGGGAUGGAGCACCCCAGACCCUGCUCUUUGCCUUAACCAGAACCCUGCUUAGAAUCACCCAGGAUCAUCCAUCCCUCCUCCGUGGCCUAUUUGACAUGAUCCUGGGGCUCCUCCAGGAGCUUGAAGGUCAUGUUUUGGUGGUGAUGGAGGUGGGGAGACCCCCAGGGCUGGCACCAGCCACUGGGAUUCAUGGAUCCGGCUUCAUUGUCCUGGUGAAUAGAAAGAAAUGGCUGAAAACCACAUCCCAGGGUGGUUGUUCCCUGGCUGAAAGGCCUUGGCCUUCAAAUCCCUUGGGAUUAGGGAGGUUGUGGGGUUGGUGCCACCUUUUCCCACUCAAUGUAGCUCCUUGGUUCUGGAUUCUGAUGGCUCAGCAGAUCUGGUCAGUGUUGGACUUCAUGGACCCGUUUCGCUCUGGUUCCUCCCCAGUUCCGUGCCCUGAAACAAGCCCAGGAGGUGACAAAGGGACACGAUGGUCCCUGGGGAUGUGGGAGGAGGGUCUGGGGUGUCCCUUUGUUCCCCCCACGCUGCUUCCUAUGCCGAGCUUCCAUGGGAGAAGCCAAGAAAAAGGACCCUCCCCCCCCGAGGGUGUAGUAUCUAUUAAACCCCACGUAUCUAUUGAGUAUAUACAGCCCUAUAUAGACAUAUAAGCAACUUCCCGAGCGGAUGCGCAGCUCCUUAUGGUUUUUCCAGCUGUAACCCCCUUCCCGCAGUGUCCCCCCACCCUGUGAGCGGGUCCUCACAGCCCCCUGGGGACACGGGGACACACGGGGGGGCCACGUCUCGUACCAAACAUGUAACGUGCCUUUUAUUUAUGCUGCAAAUAUAACAUUAAAUAUUACCCAGGA